AUGGAAUUUAGUAAGGUCUGUGAAAUUGUUGAAUAUUCUUUAAAAAGGUCUUUUCAUGAAGUUUUUUUAAACUUUGAAGAAACGCCGCUCGGGGCCGCCAGCAUUGGUCAAGUGCAUAAGGCCACGCUUCUUGAUGGGAGCUCAGUGGCUGUUAAAGUUCAGUACCCGAAUGUUGAGGAAUUGUUCAGAGUAGACAUGAAGACGAUUCGUCAGUUUUGCUGGCUUGCUCAACCAGAACAACUCCCGCUUUUGGAUGAAAUUGAGCGACAGUUUUUAACUGAAUUUGAUUAUUCUAAAGAAGCUGAACAUUUAGAAAAAGUACGCGAAAAUAUGAAGCAGUUUGAGCAAGUUGUUGUUCCUAAACCGUAUCGUGAAUUUUGCACUAAAGAAGUCCUCGUUAUGGAGUUUCUUUCCGGCAUCAAACUUAUAACUGGAAUAAAAAAACAAUUUGAACAUUUUGUAGAGAAAACUGGAAAAUCCCUCGAAGAAAUUGAAUAUGAAUUUAAGAAGGCCUUGUGCAAUCGCAAGGAUUUGACCCCAAAAUUAACUGCCUUUCGAAUGGAAAUUUAUCGCCAAUUUUUAUAUUUUAAGUGGUUUUUGAAAAACACCUUGAUUGGCCUGUAUAAUUAUACGUUUGGAUUUUUAUGCGGAAACCGCAAAAGCUAUGUGGAAUUAUUUAUUCCUAUUAACCACGUUAAAGUCAUUGAAACUUUACUGAAAGUCCACGCGAAAGCAGUGUUGGAAGACGGUUACUUCAACGGAGAUCCUCAUCCAGGAAACAUUUUACUAUUAGACGAUGGUCGGCUGGGAUUGAUUGACUUUGGUCAAGUGAAACAGUUUACCGAUAGUCAACGCGUGACUUUUUCUAAACUGAUAGUUGCUCUUUCUGAAAAAAAUUCGGAAUGUAUCAUUCGACUGAUGAGAGAGAUGGGACACCGAACUCAAAAAAAUGAUGCGUAUGUUACUGAAAAGACCGCUAUUAUAUAUUACGAUAGAGACGAUCCAGAAAUUCUAGAGGGAAAAAGCAUUUUGGAGUUUUUUGAAUUUUUGUCUAAAAAGGACAAGACAAUUAGCGCGCCCAAUGACUAUAUGAUGGCUGGCCGUGUAGCGCUUUUUAUAAGGGCGCCCGCUUUGGCUUUUGGUUACCCAGUGAGUAUCGCCGAGUCUUGGAAAUCUGUGGCCGAAAAAGUUCUUAAAGAUAAUGACGUAUGCUUUUGCUUUUUAAACAAGAAUAUUGCUUGCAACUGUUAAGACUUUAUAUUUUGAGUUGUUUAAAACAAUCUUCAAACUUUUGAGUUGCGUAAGAACUGCGAA
Molecule: messenger RNA, 1314 nt
Organism: Zophobas morio
Lineage: Eukaryota; Metazoa; Arthropoda; Insecta; Coleoptera; Tenebrionidae
Product: probable serine/threonine-protein kinase abkA
Exons: 12
Coding region: 1-1251 (416 amino acids)
Biological process (GO): protein phosphorylation
Molecular function (GO): protein kinase activity; ATP binding
Source: RefSeq, a predicted model, not a curated record